UGGGAAUGGGAUGAUGAAGAUGAAAGACUCGCCGCGCCCCUCAAACCCACCCCCCUCUCUCUCGCGCGCGCUCGAUAAAGGGGAGGAGGGAGGUUUAAGGUUGGAUCUGAGACAGUGGUGUGGCAUGGGUUUGGGGGUGCUGGUUGUUGCCUUGUUGGGGGGCGGGUUUUGUGGCAGAGGUGUUUGAGAUUGGGGGAUCGUGAGGGAAAAGGGGGCUGUUGUUGGUGGUGGUGGUGUUGGAUCAUGGUGAGGGGUAUCUUUGACUGUCAGUCAGUCUCGGUCUCGCUCGCUCGCUCUUAUCUCUUGGAUAUAUUAUCUGAUGGGGUUCACACACAGACAUACAUAUGCAAUUAUGGAUACUUGAUUGUGGGUAGGUUGGGAGGUACCUCGGUGUUCACUGUCGUCUUACCUCGUCGUACUGGGUACGGUAUGUAUCGAGGUAUUGACAGUACCGGAUGGACGUAUGUAACAUAUACGUAAGGAGAGACAUCGGGUGGAUCAGCUGACGAGCCUCCGCUGCGGCAUAUUGACG
Aspergillus ibericus CBS 121593 is the source of this 532-nucleotide messenger RNA. RefSeq lists its product as uncharacterized. NCBI's taxonomy places the organism in Eukaryota, Fungi, Ascomycota, Eurotiomycetes, Eurotiales, Aspergillaceae. The transcript has a single exon. The coding region runs from base 20 to 187 and encodes 55 amino acids. The record is from RefSeq and is a predicted model, not a curated record.